Messenger RNA from Odontomachus brunneus, 2989 nucleotides. RefSeq names its product protein SET (gene Set). Bases 106 to 1056 code for a protein of 316 amino acids. Lineage: Eukaryota; Metazoa; Arthropoda; Insecta; Hymenoptera; Formicidae. The record is from RefSeq and is a predicted model, not a curated record. Gene Ontology annotation, molecular function: chromatin binding; histone binding. Gene Ontology annotation, biological process: nucleosome assembly. Gene Ontology annotation, cellular component: nucleus; chromatin. The transcript is spliced from 5 exons.
CUUGCGCGCCGCCAAUUCGGCAUCACGCAGCGUGACGAGAGCGAGCGCCGUACGGGAAAUAAACAGAGUGCGGUGUGUAGUGGUGGCAAGAGCGCGCGUUUAACGAUGUCGUCGCCGAACAAGAAAGCCAAGGAGCUGGAGGAUCCAGGCUCUGGCGAGGGGGAUGCGCAGGAUUUCAUACGGAACAUCGAGAUACAGAAAACCCUGGAGGAGAUCGACGGUUGUCAGAAUCAAAUCGAUGGUCUCAACGAGAAGGCCAGUGACGAGAUCCUCGAGGUCGAGAAGAAGUAUAACAAGCUGCGAAAGCCCUACUUCCAGAAGCGUAACGAUAUCAUCAAGAGGAUACCCAACUUCUGGGUCACUGCGUUUGUAAACAACAAAGAAAUAGCAGAAAUAUUGGAAGAGGAUGAGGAGGAUGUCUUGAGAUAUCUAAACAAAUUGGAAGUCGAGGAGUUUGAAGACAUCAAAUCUGGCUAUAGAAUUAAUUUUUAUUUUGACAAAAAUCCAUAUUUCGAUAAUGAGGUUUUAACUAAGGAAUUCCACUUAGGGUCUUCUGGAGAUCCAGCAUCUCAAAGUACACCUAUCUGUUGGAAAGAGGGCGUGGACUUAACGAAGAAAGCAAAGACCAAAGCGCCAUUAAAAGGACGCAAGAGACCACUCAAGCACAGAUCAUUCUUUGACUGGUUUACGGAUCAUGGUGAUCCAAGCUCGGACGAGAUAGCUGAAUUAAUUAAGGAUGAUAUGUGGCCUAAUCCACUGCAGUAUUACCUUGCACCAGAUAUAGACGUCGAAAAUGGCAUUGAAGGUGAUGGUGAGGAGUGUGAAAGUGAAGAGGAAGAAGAGGAAGAAGACGGCGCAGAUGACGGUGACGAAGGAGGAGAAGGGGGAGAAGGUGAAGAAGGAGAUGACAGUAUAGUGGUAGUCGAGGACGAUGUUGAUGAGGAUGAUGAAGAGGAAGAGGAGGCUGUGAAUGACGAAGACGACGGUGUAAAUGAAGAGGAUGAUCUGUUGGGAGAAGAUGAAGUGGAGCGCGAAGAUGGAGAAGAACCUGAAUAGAGUCGACAUUCACUGUGAAAGAAUGAAUGGAAUGAAAUAUACCGAAUCAAUCAAUCGAGAGCAGAGAAAGUCUACUAGACUGAAAGAUAUGCCAUAUGAAUAAAUCUCAGGACACACUUUUUGAAUAUAUGAAAAUAGAAAGGCAGAAUUUAGAAGAUCUAGACUCUUUCGAUUGAGAACCUACAUAUGUAUAAAAAUGCAACAUUUGUUAAGAUAUAUUGAAAGUGGUUUGAAAGGAAAGGGUCUGGAUUAAAUUAGGUAGGCUCCACUCUCGCACGAAAAUUGUAUCAGAACAUAACACAAACUCCUCAGUUAUAUUCAUAUGGCCUAGUCGUUCUCUUAAUAAAAUAUGCGACAGAAAAUGUCUGACCUGGUUCUUAAUAUUGCAGAUUUUACCGAUAAGUUAGAGUAUAAUAUGAGACGAGAUUUCAGGUGAAGUAAAUUCAAUUUACUUGCUUUUUUCAUAAAGUUUUUCGUUAGAUAUGAUUUCUAGAACGAGGUGUUUGAGUAGAAUUUUUGAGAGUGACAAUUAUGUAUCUACUUUCGCACACAAAAAUUUUUACAUAACUAUACUGACCUUUGAAUGAAAUACAAAUAAUGGACUGAGGAUUUUUUUUAAUCCUCUGUUGAAAUUCACUUGACUUUUAUUUUACAGUUGAUGUUGCAGAUAAUACCGCACAUAAUGAGAUCUCCCCAUUUUACAAUAAAUUAAUAAACUCGUCGUUCGAUAUAGUUUUCCAAUGAUUUUCGAAAGAUGCGUAUUAUUAUUUUUCAUAUGUUAUAUUAAUUGUAUAAAACGCUAUGAUUAUUGAUGUUAUAUCAAUGUUAUAAGAAUUAAGUCACAAUAUAAUACUGCUCGCGAAAAAUAUGCGAUUCUCAAAAUCUAGAGAGGCUGUAGUGAUUGGCAAUUUACUGAUUCAUAAAUCAGUCUGGAUCAUUACGGUUUUACGAUUAUAUAUAGAAGAGAGCAUAGUAAAGAUUAAUACAUGUAUAAAAAUAUCAUGAAUAUCAAAAGGAUAAUUUAUAUUCGAAAAUGCAAUUAUUAUUACAUUUUUAUUUGAUCUUUUAUUUGAUAUAUAGUUCUAUGUUGCAUGUAACGUUUACAAGAACUGAUCUCAUUCAAGCGGCGUAAUAAUAUGUUGUCGCGCACAAUCUUACGCUCAAACGCUCGUUGACACAUUCUUCGAUGGAAGAUUGCGACGCGCGUAAUCGUAUAUCUUAUUAUUCACAGAGAUGUGUUGUAUCUUUCACUAAUUCUCCGUGAGAUGACAAUAUACGAUAAUCUAGAAAGUAUAUUCUUUAAUUUAGUACGUUAUUAUUAACAAUGGCGCUUUUGGGACUUGUCACGCUCAAAAAAGCAUUCUCUAAUCUUACUUCACCUCGUUCAUGUUCUUCCAUACUCUUUGUAACGACGCAGUUUACUCAUUGUCACGUGAAGUAAGUGUUUCGUGAACAUUUCUCACAUUUGAUACAUUACGUAGUUCUAUAAUGGUGAUUUGACUUUACAAGAUUAUCGUAUGUCGAAGGUGGAGUCAACAUAGGUAGCUCGGAGAAACGAUGCUCUUACCAUCUCGAUAGGAAGAAAACGAUACGAACUGUUGACUGCACACUUGCAUGAAUGAACAGAAUCUCAUUGUUACCUAGUAUUCCGUGAAGCUAGGAAGGAAGAAACAAGUAAUAAUCCUCGAGUAGAAAGUAAUAAUCCUGGUCGAUUUUAUAAAUAAUUGUCUAACUUUACAACAAAGUACAACAGCGAUAUUUUUUAAUCGGACGUAUGUCCUUCUCUCUUUCUCACUUAUUUCUUUUUUUUUUUUAAUACGAUUCUGUCAGUAUUUAUUAGAUUAGUACGUGUUCCCGCUAACAUGUAUGAGAACAAAAAUAUUGUCAAAAUUAUAGAAGUAAUGAGACCAAUAAGAUUCGUAUUUUACCAUUA